Phodopus roborovskii (desert hamster) is the source of this 726-nucleotide messenger RNA. It is a transcript of the gene Izumo1r, whose product is annotated as IZUMO1 receptor, JUNO. Gene Ontology annotation, cellular component: external side of plasma membrane. The record is from RefSeq and is a predicted model, not a curated record. Lineage: Eukaryota; Metazoa; Chordata; Mammalia; Rodentia; Cricetidae. Gene Ontology annotation, molecular function: signaling receptor activity. Gene Ontology annotation, biological process: sperm-egg recognition; cell adhesion; fusion of sperm to egg plasma membrane involved in single fertilization. The coding region runs from base 1 to 726 and encodes 241 amino acids. The transcript has 4 exons.
AUGGCGCAGUGGUGGCAGAUCCUCUUGGGAUUGUGGACAGUCGUGCCCGCAGUGGCAGGGGACAAGCUGGUCAACAUCUGCAUGAAUGCCAAGCAUCACAAGCGAGAGCCUGGCCCAGAGGACAAGCUCUUCUUGGAGUGUGCUCCCUGGACGGACAAUGCCUGCUGCACGCUCGCCACGAGCUGGGAAGCCCAUCUGGAUGAUUCCUUAUUCUUCAACUUCAGCAUGAUGCACUGCGGCCUGCUGACCCCCGCCUGUCACAAGCAUUUCAUCCAGGCCAUCUGCUUUCACGAGUGCUCCCCUAACCUGGGGCCUUGGAUCCAGCUGGCGGCCCCGGACAGGCAGGAAGAGCGGGUGUGGGGCGCGCCGCUGUGCCGGGAGGACUGUGAGGAGUGGUGGGAAGACUGCAGCUCAUCCUACACUUGCCAAUCCAACUGGGACAGCGGCUGGAGUCGAGGGAAGAAGCACUGCCCGGUACAGGCUCCCUGCCGCCCCUUCCCAGAUUACUUCCCCACCCCCACUGAUCUGUGCGAGAAGAUUUGGAGCAGCACGUUCAAGGCCAGCCCUGAGCACAGGAAUAGUGGACGGUGUCUACAGAAGUGGUUUGAGCCCACCCAGGGCAACCCCAAUGUGGAAGUCGCCCUCCGCUUUGCCAACUCUGCCUCGGCCCCGGAGCUUUCUCACGCCCUCGCAGCCUUCUCCCUGUACCCGCUACUCCGUCCCUGA